This is a messenger RNA of Gastrolobium bilobum, 851 nucleotides long. RefSeq lists its product as uncharacterized. The coding region runs from base 97 to 486 and encodes 129 amino acids. The record is from RefSeq and is a predicted model, not a curated record. The transcript is spliced from 4 exons. Gene Ontology annotation, biological process: endoplasmic reticulum to Golgi vesicle-mediated transport; intracellular protein transport. Gene Ontology annotation, cellular component: endoplasmic reticulum; endoplasmic reticulum membrane. Lineage: Eukaryota; Viridiplantae; Streptophyta; Magnoliopsida; Fabales; Fabaceae.
AGCAAAUAAAGAAUCAGACAGAAGAAGAAGUAGAAGAAAAUCACAAAGCGCUGAAGGAAGAAACCUAGACAAGAACGGCAACACUCUGCAGAAAACAUGGCGUUGCAGUGGUUGAUACUCUCAUACGUGGUGGCAGCUGAGGCUGUAGUGGCGAUUCUGCUAACCCUUCCCACACCGAAGCUCUUGAGAAAUCGUUUUGUCUCUCUGGUUUCCCUCAUUCUCCAACCUGCGCUUUUUAUUGUCCCCUUUUCUGGGUUCCAACUCCUAGAUAUAUACUGGAAGAAUGAGCAUCGUUUGAUGUGUACUUCUGAUGUUUGUACUGCUGCAGAGAGAGAUCGAUAUGAGAAAUCUAUAUACAAAGCUCAGAGAAACGUAAUACUGUGUGUUACAGCAUGUCUUCUAUACUGGUCUAUCUUCCGCAUUUGCAAGUAUCAGAAGGAUAUCCAAAGGAUGGAGGAAGUGGAGAAGAGAUCCAAGUCCAAGUAGCUUCCUUCUUUUUACAAUCUCAUGUUGUCAUGGUUAGUGGAGGAGAGAACCUUGAGGCAGCUUUAGUUGAGUCUUGCAUGGACAUACUUACAUGAUGUGCCAAAUUAACUCUAUUGACACGCUCAUGUGAUUCAGCUCUAUAUUUUUAAAUUCCAAUCUUUUAUGUGUUAUGCUGUUGGGACGCACUCUUUUGACUUCUGUGUAGUUUAAUGUCUAUUAGCCUAUACUGGGGAAAUAUUUUUCCUUUCAGUUCUAUAAGGGGGUGUGCACGUUUCGGUUCGGUUUUUUAUAGCAAACCGAACUGAACCAGAAAAGUAUUUCGGUUCGGGCAGAUCGAACCAGUUUUAAAAGGUAGUUUAUUUCUU